AUGUCGUUGUUCAAAAAACCAACCAAGAAGAAACAACGUCAUUUGCGCAAACGUAUGGCCGAUGACGAAUUCACAGAGGAGGAGGAAGCAGAAAUUAUGUGUAAACUAGAAGGCGCGAAGGAAUUGCAAGAAAGUCGUAUACGCAAAAAUGGAUUGAAUGCUGUGGAAUGCGCUUUGGGUAAAGAGCUUGCAGCGGAAUUCAUAGCAAUGGAUGAUGAUCCAUUCCGACAGCGUGGCGGGGGCAUGCUUCGAUUAUCCGAAGGACGCCAGGCUCAAAUGCAUGCGGCAGAUAUCGAAGCUGGCAUACGUGAUCAGUUCAAGAAAGAAAGUUUUCUAAGAGAUGAGCAUGAAGAGAUGAAAAAGUAUGUGCAAGCGGAAUUACGCAAACGAAAAGCAGUUCAAGACUUGGAAGAUGAUGAUGCAACAGCGUCCAAAGUUUCAAGUAUGGAAGAUUCCCUUAUGUGGAAAGCAGCGGAAAAAGUUCGCCUCUUCAGGAGUGAACGUAAUGAUGAACUGUUAUCUAACCAAAUGCUUGCUGGUAUUCCGGAAGUGGACCUAGGCAUUAAUGCAAGAAUGAGUAAUAUUAUCGAGACAGAAAAGAAAAAGAGCGAGAUGUUGAAGGAAGUGGUUGAGAAAAGGCGAAAUCUUACUGAAGAUAGUUUAUUUAGUCAAGAUCGUUCUAAAGAUUUGGCGAAGGAUUAUGUACAGCAUUCUAUUUUUUAUAUGGAAUCAACCACACGUCUUGGCCAAGAAGACUGGCGCAAAAAGUUAGAGCGACCUGAUACUGAAGCUCAAGUAACGCUGACAGAUGCAGACAGUUUAAGAGCUGAUGCGUCAAUACAUCAAUACCGACAAUGCUUCACAUUAUAUUGUCCUAAAGGAUGUGCACAAAAUGCAUCACACUUGCGUUAUAUAAUGCGCAGCCUUGGUUAUACUCCAACUAUACCGGAAACGAUACAAUAUUUCCGUAAAUACGGACAAAAAUUAGAUUUUCCAUCUUUUUUGGAAAUAUUACAUCAGGAAAACCAGAAAGGUGAUCCAAUACAAGAAAUUAUUGGUGCACUUCGGGGAAUUGAUUCCAAAAAACAAGGCUGGAUUACGGUAUCUGAGUUCGUUGGUAUUUUAUCAUCAGUUGGUGAGAAAAUGUCACGGGAAGAAAUUUACAACGUUCUUCAACAAUUAGAUAUUACCGGUGGUCGAGUACCAUUUAGGUCAUUGUUGGAUUUCAUUUUAAGCUUCAAUACUGAUUAUACUUACGUUUCUGGUGGUAAUCACUGUGAUAUGUAUAAAUAA
Cercopithifilaria johnstoni is the source of this 1293-nucleotide messenger RNA. The record is from the annotation of a GenBank genome assembly. Lineage: Eukaryota; Metazoa; Nematoda; Chromadorea; Rhabditida; Onchocercidae.